AUGAACGCCGCCUUGUAUACGACUGGAACCUCCUCCUUCACCGCCUCCGCCACCAUCCCGCCGAUUACCGCCUCGAUCAAGAGCAGCGGCAAAUCAUCACGAGUUCAUGCCGCCGCGGCGAACCACCACCACCAGCAGGAAUGUAAUUAUAAUUCCCUACGUUCAUUGAUUCUGAACGUGGCUGACGACUUCAUCAACACGUUCAUCGACCCUCCCAGCAGCCACCGCCCUUCCACCGACCCGCGAUUCGUCCUCUCCGGCAACUUCUCCCCCGUCGUCGACGAGCUCCCACCCACCGAGUGCCACGUCAUCCACGGCUCCCUCCCUCCUUGCCUCGACGGGGCCUACAUCCGCAACGGGCCCAACCCACAACACCACCCUCGUGGGCCUUACCAUUUCUUCGAUGGGGAUGGCAUGCUCCACGCGCUCACCAUCUCACGCGCCCACCCGCCCACGCUCUGCAGCCGCUAUGUCAAGACCUACAAGUACUUGACGGAACGCGCCGCUGGGGCUACUUUGAUCCCCAAUAUCUUCUCCGGCUUCAACGGCUUCCCCGCCGCUGCGGCCCGCUCUAUCCUCGCCGCCGCUAGAAUUCUCGCCGGCCAAUUCGACCCGGGAAAUGGAAUUGGCGUCGCCAACACCAGCCUCGCCUUCUUCGACGACCGCCUAUUCGCCCUCGGCGAGUCCGAUCUCCCUUAUGCCGUCCGACUGACGGAGGACGGCGACAUCGAGACGCUCGGCCGCCACGAUUUCGACGGCGGCCUGGCGCUGACCAUGACGGCGCACCCGAAGACCGAUCUCCAAACUGGCGAGACGUUCGCCUUCCGGUACUGUCACGCGUGGCGGCCGUAUCUGACCUACUUUAGAUUCGACGCCGGCGUCGGCGGGAGAAAGCAACCCGACGUGCCGAUAUUUUCCCUUUCCCGGCCUUCGUUGAUCCACGAUUUCGUGAUCACGAAGAAAUACGCCGUGUUUGUAGACAUUCAGAUCGCGAUGCAGGGUCCGAUGGAGAUGGUUUUCGGAUCCGGGUCGCCCGUCGGGGUCGACCCGAAGAAAACUCCCCGGGUCGGGUUGAUUCCCCGGUACGCGGCGGAUGAUUCGGAAAUGAGGUGGUUCGACGUCAUCGGGUUCAACCCGUUCCACUCGAUCAACGCGUGGGACGAGGAAGGAGGCGGAGACGUUGUCGUUUUGCUGGCCACGAACAUCAUGUCGGUGGAGCACGCGCUGGAGACGUCGUCGGAGCAUAUCCAUGGAUUGGUGGAAAAGGUGCGGAUCGAUUUGAACGCGGGGACGGUUUCCCGGGUCCCGGUUUCAACCCGGAACCUGGACUUUGGGGUGGUUAACCCGGGUUACGUGGGGAGGAAGAACCGGUUCGUGUACGCUGGAGUGGGGGACCCGCUGCCGAAGAUAUCGGGGGUGGUGAAGCUGGACGUCGGGGACGAAAUGGGGAGGGGGGAGAACACGGUGGCGUGCAGGAUGUUCGGGUCGGGUUGCUUUGGCGGGGAACCGUUUUUCGUGGCGAAGAACCCGAAGGAUACGAACGGGGAGGAAGACGACGGGUACGUGGUGACGUACGUUCACGACGAGAAAAAUGGGGCGUCGAGGUUUUUGGUGAUGGAUGCUCAGUCGCCGGAGCUUGAGAUUGUGGCAGCGGUGAAGCUGCCGCGGCGGAUUCCGUACGGGCUCCAUGGGCUGUUCUUGAGGGAGAGUGACGUCCGCAGGGCAGGCAGACCCUAA
Molecule: messenger RNA, 1737 nt
Organism: Linum tenue
Lineage: Eukaryota; Viridiplantae; Streptophyta; Magnoliopsida; Malpighiales; Linaceae
Source: the annotation of a GenBank genome assembly